Molecule: messenger RNA, 3275 nt
Organism: Lacerta agilis (Sand lizard)
Lineage: Eukaryota; Metazoa; Chordata; Lepidosauria; Squamata; Lacertidae
Exons: 6
Coding region: 106-3216 (1036 amino acids)
Biological process (GO): protein ubiquitination; Notch signaling pathway
Source: RefSeq, a predicted model, not a curated record
GUAUGCAAUCAGGCCACUUCCAAAGUGCUACUACAAGCAAUGAAUUAAUUAGCUACAAUUCUGCUUUAAUGAAUUAUCAUCUGGCUUCGCAGCAGACAUUCAUUUAUGUUUGGCAGCAUGUCUACCUGCUGUACUGUUUGCGUCCGAGGCUACCCUGCCGACUUACCGCCGGAGCGUGUGUCCGACAAACUGAUGAUCCAUUUUCUCCGAGCACGCAAUGGAGGUGGAGAAAUUUCCAGCAUUGAAUUUCCACCGGAAUCCCCAGGCUGUGCUAUGGUUACCUUUGAGGAUGCAACAGUGACUCAGCAGGUACUGAAGGCCAAAAAGCAUGUCUUGACUGUCAACGGGAACGACUACCCUUUGGAAGUGACGGCGAGCGCCACUGAAUUGAACCCCAACGAGAUCUUUGUACGCGUCUGCAUGAAGGUGGAUUAUGGCCGCUUCCCCGAUGGAAAAGACACCCUGGACAGUCUGUGCCAGCGGUAUGGGGGCAUCCACAUCAACUUCAACACUCAGGAGAUGACCUGCACCGUCAAAGGCUCCUUUGUGGAGUUGCAGGCCUUCAGCUCUGAGCUGCUGAGGUGCCUCAAUAACCAGCAAAGGGCUGGCGUUCUCUUUGCAAACGGAGGCAGAUCGGCUGAGAUGGCUGCGGGAGAUGGCGCCUCGCACCAGGAGGAGACUCGGGCAGAGAAGAAGAGGAAAAAGAAGAGGGACGAGGAGGAGAAGGCUGCAGCAGGUCCAUUACAAGUCCGGGAGUCUGCAGAGAGCCUCAUAGAGCCCCUGGAGGACUUCUCCUUAGUUAUAGACUCGGACAUCUACCUCUACAUGCAGAAGUUCUGCGGUAAGGAAUUGGGCAACAUUUUCCACCAGCAGCAGGUGGGUGUUGUGGACGUCCACAGCGAUGGCAUCACCACCCUCUACCUGAGAGCAGCAUCCAAUGGGGCUGGGGGGGUCAGCGCCCUAGUUUCGGCUCACCUGGCGCUCUCCCAGCUUUCUCAGCAACUGGAGGUCACGCUGCGGAAAGAGAAGGUCAAAAAGCAAGAUUUGGGGAUCGGCGUCGGCGGGAGUUUUCCAGCAGAGCUGCAGAGCCUCUACCCUCUGCUGCUGAUUCAGGAGGAGCAGGAGGAUUUCUGCCUCAUUGGGAAUUUGGUGGAAGUUUCCCGAGCCAAGCAGCACAUCCAGGAACUGAUUGCCGCAAGGGGGGCAGCGCAGGAUCACCGGAGACCCGGCGUCUCCCAGGCAGCGUACCUCCACGGUCAGAGCUCUGUGCCGGCUCAGCCAGAGUCCCCAGCGGAGUCCGUGCCAAGGAAGCUGAGCUCGCCAAAGCCCAACAGCAAAGCCGAGCGCAAGCUGGCUGCCAGCUUUUCAAGUCGGGGUAGCCCGCCGGCACGGCUGCCAGCUGCCCGCUUGUUUCAAGCCACAGAACGCCAGGCUCCAGAGAGCGAGCGUUCCCUGUCGUUUUUGGCCGCUGCUACUGAACCAAAGAGCCAGAUCAGGCAAACUCUGGAAUUCCGGGAAGCACUGCAAGGGAUAAAAGCAGAUCUCCUGCCCUCCGCACCUGCAGGCACCGUGUCGAGUUCCGAGGGCCUCGGUCUCGCAAAGCCUCUGUCCCUCCAUUCGGUCACGAGCGCCUUCAGAUCCUUGAACCUGUUCGACACCACGGGGGCUGCCGACUUCAGAGUUUCCGAACCGAGGCCCCACCUCAGGAGGUCCAGCAGCCUCUCGCUGCAGAAGCCUCUGCGCGGUGGCAAUGAGUCCAUGCCUGAGCCCUGGCUAGCAGCUCAGGUCAGCGCAGCCCGUUUGAAGCAGGAGCCUCAGGAAUACACCCCCCGUACUUUGCAGGAGGAGAUCAGAAAGGAUGGGUCGACGCAGAUGGAGUGCAGCCAGGAAAUGGAGUCUCCAAUUACCAAACAAAGGCACUCUUUGCACACUGUCCAAAGCAAUAAUGGGAGUCCUUCAGACAUGCAAAAAGCAGAGGCCCUCGCAGAGCAUUGUCCUUACAUUUAUGACAGCUUCACCUACACAGAGCUGGCCAUGGAUGGACCAGAGGAUGAGGCCCUGGGUGAAUUGUGUAGGUACCUGAAAAAUUUCGACGACCGCAUUGUCAUCUGCCGGGACAGGUACAAGCUGGGCCUUACGUACCCCCGCGAGGAGAAGUUGCAGGUCCUGGAAGUGUUCCGCUUGUUCUCUGCCCGCAGGAUGGCUGCCCUGUCCGAGCAGACUCCCUUCCGUGAUGCGCAGCAGGGGGAAAUUCAGGGCGAGACAUCGGCUGCAGGGAGCGCACAGCAGCCGAAUGAGAGCAGGAGAACCAGCCUGCUAGAGAGCUCCCUUGGCCUACACAGCCUUGCCGGAGAGACACCGCCCUCCCAUGCUCAGAGACGGCUACAGGGCAGCGGUUUCCAGCUUGCGCCGGUGCAGAAUUUCCCAAGUGACCAAAGAGCAUGGCAGAGUGAGGCCCUCGACCAAACCCCGGGCGCCAGCAAGCAGGGCCGCUCCAGGAGACUGUUGGCCGAGAGCAGGCAGGGCUUGCCAGACAAGUUCCAUUUUGCGAGAGACUGCAAUAAGGAGGGGAGCAGCAGCCAGGAAACGGAGGGGGCCCCGCCGGGCUCCUUGCCCGACCUGCCGCUGCACACUUCUCCCCCAGAUGGAGAGGGGGCUGCCUCAGAUUUGGGCCGGAGAACCGCCAGCCUAGGAAGCGAGUCGGCGGCUGAAGAGUGUGUGCUGUGCCGAAACAGCCGCCCCUCCCUGUCCAAUGCCCCCUGCCCCCACAAAUCCCAGCAGGGAAUCCCAGGAGGGAGCACUUGGCUAACACACCCUGGUGCCUCCCCUGGCAUUCCCGGAACCUUUGGGGUUUCCACCUUUUCGCAAAGCCUCCCUGGGUAUACCCGAGAUCCGACACUCAAAAUAACAUACAACAUUCCUGACGGCGUGCAACGAGCGGAAGACCCUUUCCCAGGACAUCUGUACCGAGGGGGCCGCUUCGAGGCCUUUCUCCCAGACAACGCAGAGGGCCGGCGGUUGACGGUCCUCCUGCACAAAGCAUUUGAGCGCGGCCUGACGUUCCGGAUCAGAACCUGCGGUUUGGAGGAGAGGGUGACAUGGGGACCCAUCCCCCACAAGACCUCCAUGGAGGGGGGCAAGGCCAGAAACGGCUACCCAGACAGCCAGUACCUCCAGCAGGUGAGUCUGAAGCUGAAAGAGCUGAACAUCGAAUGAAGGCAGACCCUCCUCCAAGCACCUUGGGAGCUCAGCAACCUCCCGGUCUUCCAGGGGCC